GUCUUGGAGGUCAAAGCCCGAUGCCACUGGGGGUCUCUGAUGGGGCGGUACUAACGACAAGCCAGGCGGCCAGCUGUGGCUAAACGAACACACUAUAGCGGGCUUGUGAGCCAUCCAAAAAAAAAUGCCGUAUUUUUCGCUAUUGGUUUGGGCUUCACAUCAUGGAAUGUAAUGAACUUAUUCCUUGGGGGGGGAAACUAUAUAUUAUAGCCAACGGACGUCUUUGUUGAGAAAUCGGACUGCCUCUGAGACUUGGAUGGAGGUGCAAACAAGCGCCACGACCGAGGAGGUGUAGAACGGGUACGAAUCGGGUUUGUUUAGCUAACGUCAGCUAGCUAUUAUCGGGAGAAAGUUGCCUGUUUACGAGUGAAAACAGGGCGUUACUUGCGCGAGACAACAACCAAACUAUUGUUUGUCUGCAGAUGCCAGUUGGUCGACCCGUCUCAUCCUAAUUAUUAGCAUAGUGAGGAGCAACCGACCUGACCACCAUGCCUCCCAGACCGUCUUCUGGGGAACUAUGGGGCAUGCACUUGAUGCCCCCAAGCAUCCAGGUGGACUGCCUUCUCCCAAAUGGGAUGAUUCUGACAUUGGUGUGCACACGCGAGGCAACACUCAUCUCAGUCAAACACGAACUCUUCAAAGAGGCCAGGAAGUAUCCUCUCCACCACCUCCUACAAGAGGAGACCUCCUACAUCUUUGUCAGCGUUACCCAAGAGGCUGAGAGAGAGGAGUUCUAUGACGAGACAAGGAGACUGUGUGACCUCAGGCUUUUUCAGGCCUUCCUGAAAGUCAUCGAACCAGUGGGCAACCGAGAAGAGAAGAUACUCAACCGAGAAAUUGGUUUUGCAAUAGGAAUGCCUAUAUGCGAGUUUGACCUGGUCAAGGACUCGGAAGUGCAGGACUUUAGAAGAAACAUAUUGAAUGUCUGCAAGGAGUCUGUGGACCUCCGAGACACUAAUGGACCCAUCAGUAGAGCGUUGUACGUCUACCCUCCCAAUGUAGAGUCGUCAGUAGAACUGCCCAAGCACAUCUUCAAUAAGCUUGACAAAGGUCAAAUCAUAGUGGUCAUCUGGGUCAUCGUGUCACCGAGCAACGACAAGCAGAAGUACACCCUGAAGAUCAAUCACGACUGCGUGCCGGAGCAUGUGAUCGCAGAGGCCAUCCGCAAGAAGACGCGUAGCAUGCUGCUGUCCCACGAGCAGCUCAAGAUGUGUGUGCAGGAGUAUCAGGGAAAGUACAUCCUCAAGGUGUGUGGCUGUGACGAGUACCUGCUGGAGAAGUACCCCCUUAGCCAGUACAAGUACGUGAGGAGUUGCAUCAUGCUGGGGCGCAUGCCUAACCUCAUGCUAAUGGCCAAGGAUAGCCUUUACUCCCAGCUGCCCAUCGACACCUUUACCAUGCCCUCGUACGCCCGACGCAUUUCCACGGCAACGCCCUAUAUGAACGGCGAGACGGCCACCAAGUCCCUGUGGACCAUCAACGGCACGCUGAGGAUCAGGAUACUGUGCGCAACCUAUGUCAAUGUAAACAUCAGGGACAUUGACAAGAUCUAUGUCCGGACUGGGAUCUACCACGGUGGGGAGCAGCUGUGUGACAAUGUGAACACUCAGCGCGUGCCAUGCUCAAAUCCCAGAUGGAAUGAGUGGCUGAACUACGACAUGUACAUUCCAGACAUCCCACGUGCCGCCCGCCUCUGUCUGUCCAUCUGCUCUGUGAAAGGGAGGAAGGGGGCUAAAGAGGAGCAUUGUCCGCUAGCCUGGGGCAACAUCAAUCUGUUUGACUACACCCACACUCUAGUGGCCGGGAAGAUGGCCCUCAACCUGUGGCCUGUGCCCCAUGGCCUGGAAGACCUGCUCAAUGCCAUCGGAGUCACUGGCUCCAAUCCAAACAAGGAAACCCCUUGCCUGGAGCUGGAGUUUGAUCACUUCAGUAACCCGGUCAAGUUCCCCGACAUGCCGGCCAUCGAGGAGCACGCCAACUGUAACAUAUCCCGGGAGCUGGGCUUCAACUACUGCCACACCGGUUUGAGUAACAGACUGGCGAGGGACAACCCCCUGACAGACAGUGACAAUGAACAGCUGCGCUUGGUGUGUAACAGAGACCCACUGUCUGAAAUCACUGAGCAGGAGAAGGACUUCCUGUGGAGGCACAGACAUUACUGCGGGACUAUCCCAGAGAUACUUCCCAAGAUUCUCCUGGCAGUGAAAUGGAACUCCAGAGAUGAGGUUGCACAGAUGUAUUGCCUUCUGAAGGACUGGCCAGCCAUAAAGCCAGAACAAGCCAUGGAGUUGCUGGACUGCAACUUCCCCGAUCCCAUGAUUCGAGACUUUGCCGUGAAGUGCCUUGAGAAAUACUUAACAGACGACAGACUCUCUCAAUACCUCAUCCAGCUGGUCCAGGUUCUUAAGUACGAACAGUACCUCGACAACCCGCUGGCCCGCUUCCUGCUGAAGAAGGCUUUGACCAAUCAGCGGAUAGGACAUUUCUUCUUUUGGCAUCUCAAGUCGGAGAUGCACAACAAGACUGUGAGCCAGCGGUUUGGCCUGCUGCUGGAGUCCUACUGCCGGGCCUGUGGCAUGUACCUCAAGCACCUGAGCAGACAGGUGGAGGCCAUGGAGAAACUCAUCAACCUUACCGACCUCCUCAAGCAGGAGAAGAAGGACGAGGCCCAGAAGGUUCAGAUGAAGUUCCUGGUGGAGCAGAUGAAACGGCCUGACUACAUGGAUGCCCUACAGAGCUUCACCUCUCCACUCAACCCAGCGCACCAGCUGGGAAACCUCCGCUUGGAAGAGUGCCGGAUGAUGUCAUCGGCCAAGCGGCCCCUGUGGCUCAAUUGGGAGAACCCCGACAUGAUGUCAGAGCUGCUCUUCCAGAGCAACGAGAUCAUAUUUAAAAACGGAGAUGAUCUGAGGCAGGACAUGCUGACUUUGCAGAUCAUUAGAAUAAUGGAGAACAUCUGGCAGAACCAGGGCCUUGAUCUCAGGAUGCUGCCGUACGGCUGCCUGUCCAUCGGCGACUGCGUGGGCCUGAUAGAGGUGGUGAGAAACUCCCACACCAUCAUGCAGAUCCAGUGUAAAGGAGGCCUGAAGGGGGCGCUGCAGUUCAACAGCCACACACUGCACCAGUGGCUCAAGGACAAGAACAGGGGAGAGAUGUACGACCAGGCCAUUGACUUGUUCACACGGUCGUGUGCGGGCUACUGCGUAGCCACCUUCAUCCUGGGGAUCGGUGACAGACACAACAGCAACAUCAUGGUCAAAGAUGAUGGACAGCUAUUCCACAUAGACUUUGGCCAUUUCCUGGAUCACAAGAAGAAGAAGUUUGGCUACAAGCGAGAGCGGGUGCCCUUCGUCUUGACACAGGACUUCUUAAUCGUCAUCAGUAAAGGAACCCAGGAGUGCACCAAAACCAGGGAGUUUGAGAGGUUCCAGGAGAUGUGCUACAAGGCCUACCUGGCCAUCCGGCAGCACGCCAACCUCUUCAUCAACCUGUUUUCCAUGAUGCUGGGCUCGGGGAUGCCCGAACUGCAGUCCUUCGACGACAUCGCUUAUAUCCGCAAGACCCUGGCGCUAGACAAGACGGAGCAGGAGGCCCUAGACUACUUUAUGAAGCAGAUGAACGACGCCCACCACGGCGGCUGGACCACCAAGAUGGACUGGAUCUUCCACACAAUCCGCCAGCACGCCAUGAACUGAGAGGGGGCCAUCUGCCCGGAGAGUAGCAGCAACGCAGAGAGGACAAGGGCGGAUCUCUACACCAUCCGCCUGGACUGUGUGUCAACGGAGAGACUAGAGCGGAUCUCUGCACCAUCCGCCAGCUAAGCAUGCCAUGAGCUGAGAUGGCAGAGCGGACAACGCUAGCGUCCACGGAUGGAGCUAUGAAUGGAUAGAAACCAUUGGCUGAAUUGAGAGGCUAGAACGGAUCGCUACAUCAUCUGCUAACUUCUGAGCUCUGAGGGAAAUGCACAUCUGUACACCAUCCACUAGGAGGUGCCAAAAGUGGAUAUUAGGGAUGCAUCAAUAGGGAAAUGACGGACUAAUGCGAUAAUCAUAUUUACUGGACAUUAUCUUUCUCAUAUUGGUAUGGUAAUAUAGCCACAGUUCUCUUUGUAAAAUUAGUGGAACAACCACGAUUGUAAACAGCCAUUUUGCAAAAGUUAUGUCAUUUUUAAGAUGAAAGCGAUCUAUUGUAUUAUCAGCCGAUACCGAUAUGAUGGCCGUUUUUUUUUCUUUCCUAUAUCAAAGCCCGCCCAGGAUCAGGUCCUGCUAACACACCAGGAUACCGUGAAGACCUGCCCUGCUAACACACCAGGAUACCGUGAAGACCUGCCCUGCUAACACACCAGGAUACCGUGAAGACCUGCCCUGCUAACACACCAGGAUACCGUGAAGACCUGCCCAGGGUCAUGUCCUGCUAACACACCAGGAUACCGUGAAGACCUGCCCAGGAUCAUGUCCUGCUAACACACCAGGAUACCGUGAAGACCUGCCCUGCUAACACACCAGGAUACCGUGAAGACCUGCCCAGGGUCAUGUCCUGCUAACACACCAGGAUACGGUGAAGACCUGCCCAGGGUCAUGUCCUGCUAACACACCAGGAUACCGUGAAGACCUGCCCAGGAUCAUGUCCUGCUAACACACCAGGAUACCGUGAAGACCUGCCCAGGAUCAGGUCCUGCUAACACACCAGGAUACCGUGAAGACCCGCCCAGGGUCAUGUCCUGCUAACACACCAGGAUACCGUGAAGACCCGCCCAGGGUCAUGUCCUGCUAACACACCAGGAUACCGUGAAGGCCUGCCCAGGGUCAUGUCCUGCUAACACACCAGGAUACCGUGAAGGCCUGCCCAGGGUCAUGUCCUGCUAACACACCAGGAUACCGUGAAGACCUGCCCAGGGUCAUGUCCUGCUAACACACCAGGAUACCGUGAAGACCUGCCCAGGGUCAUGUCCUGCUAACACACCAGGAUACCGUGAAGACCUGCCCAGGGUCAUGUCCUGCUAACACACCAGGAUACCGUGAAGACCUGCCCAGGGUCAUGUCCUGCUAACACACCAGGAUACCGUGAAGACCUGCCCAGGGUCAGGUCCUGCUAACACACCAGGAUACCGUGAAGACCUGCCCAGGGUCAGGUCCUGCUAACACACCAGGAUACCGUGAAGACCUGCCCAGGGUCAGGUCCUGCUAACACACCAGGAUACCGUGAAGACCUGCCCAGGGUCAGGUCCUGCUAACACACCAGGAUACCGUGAAGGCCUGCCCAGGAUCAGGUCCUGCUAACACACCAGGAUACCGUGAAGACCUGCCCAGGAUCAGGUCCUGCUAACACACCAGGAUACCGUGAAGACCUGCCCAGGGUCAUGUCCUGCUAACACACCAGGAUACCGUGAAGACCUGCCCAGUGCACGCAACGGAAAAUGGUUUGAUACGGAAAACAAAACAAAAAUUAUUAUUGGACAAGUCUUGGCAGUCUCCUUCCCUUUCAAUCAUGUCUUCUUCCUCUUGGUGCCCAUUGAACACGACCCAGAAUACCACCAGCAUUGUUAAUUCCCAGUGAUGGAUGGUUGACAGACACUAGGAUGUCCUUUUCAUCGUCUGCUGUCAACUCUAAGAUUAGCGAAGAGAACUGACAAAUCGUGUUUGAUCUCAAUUGACGAUCACACAUCUUGUGUGUGUCGCCCCCCCCCCCGCCUCCACAGAUGGAAACGGUCAUGUUUUGUGACCUCAAAGUUUGAGAUUUUGUACAGAAGUAUCCCAAUGGUCUUGUAUGCAUACAUUAUUCCUUUUUAGUCUUCAUUUUCUACUGAGCCAAAGUACUAUAUAUAUAUAUAUAUAUCUCUCCCCUACUACAUCUGACUUAUCAGUCUAACCAUGAGUCACUACUAUUCCAAUCCCUGUGUAUCUCCUUUGUAGCACUGAUCUCUACAGUAUUUGUUUGUUUGUCUAUCAGUAUUAUGAUGCGUGUGCAGCGUUCUGGAGUAAAAUGGCUGCCGUCCAGCACCCAGUUGGAUGCAACACAGAAGUUUACGAUGACCGACAGAAAAUAACUGUAGAUUUAUCCUGUAACUGUAAAUUCAUUUGAAUUCAUCCUCUUCGUUUUGUUGUUUUUUCAGGUUGUAUUUUUAAAGGGAAAUGGGGGCAAAAUGGAUGUGCAAUGUUAUAGUUCUGUUACACUAUGCAAUUUGUGAUCUUAAUGUACUGUACUGCAAAGUAGAGUCGAUGGGAGUAUCUAAUCAUAUACACAGCAUUAAAGAUGUCUUAUCAACUGUACAGACAAGACAGUACACAGAAGACGAAUGCACAAUUAUGCACUGACAGUAUCAUCGAUUUCUUCCCUCACAGGAUGACUCGAAGAACGGAAGAACUGUUAAAAAAAAGAGCCUCUUGUACCCUGCCUUACACUUUAGUUGUUUUUUCUUCAGAUCUAACCAGACAUUUUCAGAAAGCGUUUGGAACUACCGUAGAUUUUUUUUUGGGGGGGUGACUUGGAAUUUGCUUCAUCCUGUAUUUUCAGAAUACAAGUAUGUAUAGAUUUGAUCCUAUUCCAGACUUCCCCAGCAUUCUAUGUCAUAUGAACUCCCUAAUCAGUAAAGUUGUUUAAGAUCAAUAAAAUAAAAGUGUAACAGGUGAAUUUGUGGUUUUGCCUUCCCUGACAACUGCCCUUUUUUAAGUGUGGAUUUUGCAGUUUUCUCAUUGCAUAAAUAUACUUUUAUUAGUCAGUUGUUUGCCAGUUUUUACCAAAUGACAUGGUAUGUGUUUCUGUGCAGGUUACAGAUGGUUGGGCAGGUCCCAUUCAAAACAAGACCACUACAAUGACCGUAUUACAAACUAUAUGCAAGCGCUAUCAUAGAACAUUUUUCCUUUUAAUUUUUGUUGUGGUUAAAUGUCAUCCUUUUCUUUUCACUGUUAAUGCAUGAGGUCCCUGAAGAUACGUUGUUCAACCAAGUGUUGUUUACUUGAAGUUCAUGUUUAAAUGACAUUUUGUUACUUGUGAGGUACAAUGUCAUCACACCAUGAAGAUAAGCAAUACUACCCUGGGGCCAGGGAAUAAUGUCUGGCACCCAUGAACUAUAUGUGUGUAAAUCGCUUUCUUUGAGUAACUACAGAGGUAAUAUAUUUUUGUAUUCUAAAUGUAGACUAACUCUCAAUAUAAUCACUAAACAAAACAAAAAACUGGAAUUAUGCAUAGUACAUCGUUUCACACCCCACUAGACAGCUUGUAGUUAUUGAAAUAUGAGAUACUAGUGAUGGACAACAUGAGCUUGGUAAGGAGGAGAAUGUAUCGAGGGGAAUUUCACUGAAGGUCUUCUGCUCUGGCUAGGAGUACAGUGUAAAUGCACAAUGAUGAAAAGCUAUCCUGCAUGUUUUCAAACCCACUAUUCAUGAGUUAUCUAUUCAUCAAAGUACUAUGCACUCAUUAUUCUUUCAAACUAAUUCAUAUACCAUGUCUGGAUAGAACCCUGUAUUCAUUCACUCAUUGUACUGUUUGCUAAAAAAAAAAUCUUUGCUCUGUAUCCCCAGAUAUUUUGAGAACCAAUAAAUGUCAUUUCUAAUGAUC
Molecule: messenger RNA, 7557 nt
Organism: Oncorhynchus tshawytscha (Chinook salmon)
Lineage: Eukaryota; Metazoa; Chordata; Actinopteri; Salmoniformes; Salmonidae
Product: phosphatidylinositol 4,5-bisphosphate 3-kinase catalytic subunit alpha isoform
Exons: 21
Coding region: 489-3695 (1068 amino acids)
Biological process (GO): cell migration; phosphatidylinositol-mediated signaling; phosphatidylinositol 3-kinase/protein kinase B signal transduction
Cellular component (GO): phosphatidylinositol 3-kinase complex, class IB; phosphatidylinositol 3-kinase complex, class IA; cytoplasm
Molecular function (GO): 1-phosphatidylinositol-3-kinase activity; 1-phosphatidylinositol-4-phosphate 3-kinase activity
Source: RefSeq, a predicted model, not a curated record